Molecule: messenger RNA, 3297 nt
Organism: Sinocyclocheilus anshuiensis
Lineage: Eukaryota; Metazoa; Chordata; Actinopteri; Cypriniformes; Cyprinidae
Gene: plekhg7
Product: pleckstrin homology domain containing, family G (with RhoGef domain) member 7
Exons: 17
Coding region: 513-2678 (721 amino acids)
Biological process (GO): Rho protein signal transduction
Molecular function (GO): guanyl-nucleotide exchange factor activity
Source: RefSeq, a predicted model, not a curated record
UUUGCUCAGAGUUUCCAUGAGGUUACAGCUCAUGCGAGACUACGACAUCUAUUGACUUUCUUACCUAUCUCUCUAAAGAAACAUGAGGUCAUCACGCAGUACUGCUCGCUGCACACCGCACACUCGCAUAUACAUAUCAACACAAUACGGCUAUGCUCCACCUCCAUUGACCUUAGGCGACAAGGCAGCAGACCUCCCUCACACAAUACCUGCUGAGCCACACAGCCCGAGCAUGCUUAUUUCACCUUAAACGGAGCUGGAUUCUGUUGUUGCGAGUAAUAUUUUGCGGAUAAACAUACUGUGUGAAACUAUAGCAGAGACAUUGUACAUUUGGUUCAACUCUUUUCCCUCCAGCAGCCCGAUUCUCAUAUCACUCGGGAACGACUAGGCGAAGCUCCAGAGACAUGGAUUUUGGGAUUGGACACAUUAUUGUGGGAAUGACUCAAGCCAAACUUGCAUCUGAUUCUUAAUCAGUCCUCUGUUGUUGGAUAUAUAAUGCCGGAUUACUCAAGAUGAUGGAGUUGAAUUAUGCUUUCAUAAGUGAAAACGGGAAGGAAGUGGAUAAAACUUUGGACUGGAGUUACGUAGACUGGCAUGAAAAGAAAACGGUCAGAGGGACAGAUGCACAGACCCAAACCCAAUGCGUACAAAGUGAGGACAAAGACACACAAACUGCUAGUCCUUUCAUAAUGCGAAUAGAUUUAGGAAGGAUGCCCUCCAGACUGAGGUACGGUUCCCUUACAGAGUCUGACCGCAUGCCUCCACACUUAUUUCAGUUUGACAGACAAGCCCCGGCCCGCAUCUCCACAUCUCCCACUCUGAGGAGGAUGAGGAGCACGAGAAUCUUCUACAGAGAUCCAAGCAAGUCAGACGGUCCUUUAGGAGAGGAGUCUCCCACUCCCACGAGUCCCCUUCCUCCAUUAUUCCGGCAGAAAUCUCCACUGGUGGUUCAGUCGGAUGGAGAGAAUGGGAACUUUGAAUCUUCAGUGAUUUAUGGGACAAUUAGAUCACACAGAUCAAAGACCCUUGACAAUGGCGUCAUUUGCAAAAGCAAAGAGUCUCAUGAUUCAAAGGAGCCAGUUUCUGAUGAUAAUGAGAGCACAACCAAUGACAAUGACCAGGUCAAGGAUCCCUGUCAUAAAAGGAUGCAGGAGAGGAGGCGGAGCUCCGUGGUUGUGAGUCUUCCUGGACUGGAUGUUUCUCCUGGAGAUUUGUUCGUGUCCAAUGGCGUUGCUGAUAUUUUAAAUAAAUCAGCCUAUUCAGACACUAAGAAAUCAAAGUGGCCUUUCUCGAGGCGUAACACACAGACAAAAGGGAAGACUCGCAGCGUAGCUGACAUUGACAAGUGUCUGGCUGGCAUUCAGAUCCAGGAAUGGCGAGACACAGACUUUCAGACAUAUAAGGAUAUGUCUUUGGAGGACUUUUUGAGAGGUCACUCUGAACUGGGAGCAGCGGAGAAUCCAAAAGCCUACCGUAAACAGGAAGCCAUUUGGGAGCUUUUCACCAGUGAAUGCGUCUACUUCCUCGAUCAGCUCAUGGUUUUAAAAGAGGUGUUUUUGACCACACUAACAGACCUUCAGAUAAGAGAGUGUCUUCAAGACAUUGACUCCUGGAGGCUCUUUGCAAAUCUCAAUGAGCUCUGUCUGGUUAGCUUUGGCUUCCUUACUAGCCUCUUACAUGUCAUUAAGGAGAUGUGGACAAAUCCAGACAGCUAUAGUACUCAAUCUCUUCUUGAACUCCUAAAAAAGGCGUUUGGUGACAGCAUUUGCCAUUGUCUACAAAAAUACUGCCUGAAUUACAGUACGGCCAUCCUUUAUCUGGACAGCCUGAAGUUCAGGGAGGACUUUGGCUCUUUUGUGAAGUGGUGUGAACGAAACGAGCAGUGCCGCAGGCUGCAGCUGAAGGAUCUGCUGGUGGUUCCUCUGCAGAGGUUUACACGGUACCCUCUGCUGUUGAAGAACAUAGGGAAAAAGAGUUGCUCGGAGACCGAGGAGAACACCAUACAGACCAUCGUGGAUCUCGUUGACAGAGCCAUCUAUGAUCUUGACGGAAAAGUGAAGUGGUUGGACAACUAUCAGAAGGUGAAGCAGCUGAAGGAAGCUCUGGUGUGGCUUCCUGUUUGGGAGCGAGACAAGAGGGCGCAUGUUCCUGAGAAUCUGAAGCACUUGCUAAAAGCUGUAACCCUUGAGAACCUGGUGUCUCAUCGUAGUCUUCUGCACGAUGGGAAGCUUGUUCUCAUAGAAAAUGCAAAGAUGCAUGAGGUCUACCUGUUUCUAUUUGACGAAUUCCUUCUAAUCACGAAGAUCAAGCGAAGCAAAAAGAGGUCUGGCAUGGUGGAGUCGAGCCCCCUGCGUUCGGCUGCAGGCCAAGAGCUUGAGCUCUUAUUACAGGAGAGCUGUAGCUUCAUUGUCCUGGACCAGCCCAUCUCUCUGGACCGCCUGCAGUUAAAGAACAUAGACCAGCUCAACGCCACAGCAUCUGGUCUGCCCAAUUCCUUCAUAAUAAUGCACCAGAAUCGUUACCAGCAGUGCAUCGGAGUCUUCAUUCUGCAAGCCCAGACUGAAUCUGUGAAGAAAGCGUGGGUGUCGGAGAUUGAGGAUGCCACCAAUUCUCUGCUGAAGCAGGACUGUCAGCAGCCGCGGGUCAAGAACUCUUUUCUGGAGUCUUCACAGAUCUAAUUUACACAGAGACUUUCUAGAGAACUUCCCCAAGAGUGCCAAUGAACCACAGCAGUGCACAAAGUUCACCCAAAAAUGAAAAUUCUGUCAUCAUUUACUCCCCUUCAUGUUAAUCCAAACAUGACAGGCUUUUACGAGAGAAUGUCUGUUCGUUUCCAUACAGUAAAGUAGGACUGAAGCGGUCAAGCUCUUAAAAGGACUGAAGUCACCAUGAAAGUAUUCAUGUCUUCUGUAUGACUCAAAUUGUGCAAAACGUCUCUUUUUAUGUCCUAGAAAGAAAACCAUGAGUGUUUGAAACUUUUUUUUGUUGCUAAAAAUGGAAAUACAUCACCACUGUAACAGUAGUAACACCGAGCAAUUUAAAGUUCCACAAAAGGAGCUGCUUUUCAAUUUCCUUCUUUUUUUUUUCAUUUUUGGAUAACUGAAUGUUGCACGUUCCUAACGCAAAUAAAUAAUGAUGAAUUUGUGUCACAGAGAGUGACAUUGUGUGUUGUGGGAAAGUUAAAUGCUAAGAUACAGUAAAGAACCUACUGUAUGUGUUGUAAUACAGUGUGCAAGUUAGCAAAAUUCUAAUUUGUAUAAAUUAAAAAUUUCUUUAAAACAAUGUUAUGCAUUACGU